Symbiodinium sp. CCMP2592 is the source of this 363-nucleotide messenger RNA. NCBI's taxonomy places the organism in Eukaryota, Dinophyceae, Suessiales, Symbiodiniaceae. The record is from the annotation of a GenBank genome assembly.
AUGUCAGAUGAGUGGAAGUUGAUGCCCGCUGGGAUUGUGCUGACUCUGUUCUGGCAUGGGCGAAGCCACGCGUGGCAGCUGCGCCUUACUGCCCUCCAAUCUAUGGAAGAGCUGCUCCCUUCGGCUGCAGAGGCCGACGGUCGGGAAGCGGAGCUUGAAGGCUUUUGGCAUAGCACGCUCCGCUGCCUCCAGGCAGCUACCGAGCCUCACGCCUGUGUGCGCCUCGGCGCGGUCCACGUCUUGGGCCGCUUGCAGAGGCUUUCAAAGCGACGUGCGACAGAGGCCGUGGCUGAGUUGCGAGCUGUGGCCGACAGUGAUCCCGACACAGAUGUUCAGGAUGCAGCCCAGCAGGAGCUUGCGUAG